Molecule: messenger RNA, 2586 nt
Organism: Prunus armeniaca (apricot)
Lineage: Eukaryota; Viridiplantae; Streptophyta; Magnoliopsida; Rosales; Rosaceae
Source: the annotation of a GenBank genome assembly
AUGUUGUUGAAGAAGAAGCACUUUGGUUGGGUAUGGAUAGUUAUUGUUGUUGUGGGACUAGUUAGUUUGCAAGCCGUGGAGGGCUGGCCUCGCCGGAUUCUCUUGGAUACUGAUGUCGAUACCGAUGAUUUCUUUGGUCUCUUGUACCUCUUGAAGCUUAACAGAUCAGAGUUUGAGUUAGAGGCAGUGACAGUGAAUGCAAAUGCUUGGACAAAUGCUGGGCAUGCUGUGCAUCAGGUGUAUGACAUGCUAUACAUGAUGGGUCGUGAUGAUGUUGCUGUUGGUGUGGGAGGGGAGGGUGGGAUUGAAGAAGAUGGCACCAUUUUACCAAAUGGGAUUACAACAGCAGGAGGAUGUAGAUAUAGACAAGCCAUUCCUGUAGGUUCUGGAGGUCGAUUAGAUAUCGAUUCUAAUUUUGGCAUCAGAAAAGCUUUCCUCCCUCAGGGGAGCAGGAGAUAUAAUCCUUUUCGACAACCUACUGCUCAGCAAGUGAUGAUUGACAAAAUAUCUGCAGGUCCCAUAACUGUGUUUCUUAUAGGAGCACAUACAAAUUUUGCCAUAUUCCUUAUGAGCAAUCCACAGUUGAAGAAGAAUGUUGAGCACAUAUAUGUCAUGGGUGGUGGUGUGAGAUCAAAGAACCCAACUGGUUGUUGCCCCGAAAAUGCCACCUCUUGUGUACCCCGGCAGUGUGGUGAUCCUGGUAAUGUGUUCACAGACUAUACAAGUAAUCCUUAUGCAGAGUUCAAUUUCUUGGGAGAUCCCUUUGCGGCAUACCAGGUUAUACAUUCUGGGAUUCCUGUCACCCUCGUUCCUUUGGAUGCAACAAACACCAUUCCUAUUAGUCAAAACUUCUUUGAGGCACUUGAGAAGAGUCAGAGUACAUAUGAGGCACAAUAUAUCUUCCAGUCCUUGAAAAUGGCUCGUGAUACUUGGUUCGACAACCAGUUCUAUACGAGCUAUUUCAUGUGGGACUCGUUUACAGCUGGUGUGGCAGCCUCAAUCAUGCGAAACUCGAAUAACCCUCGAGGCGAAAAUGAAUUUGCUGAAAUGGAGUAUAUGAAUAUAACUGUGAUUACUUCAAAUGAACCUUAUGGGAUAUCUGAUGGCUCCAACCCUUUCUUUGAUGGCCUUAAAGUUCCAAAGUUCAACUUAGACAAACAUGGUGUGCAUAGUGGCCACGUUCAGAAAGGACUUAGAGAUCCAUUUUGCAUUGUAAAGGAAGGGAAAGGGAAAUGCAAGGAUGGUUAUACAACAGAGGUAACAGGACCUGAGGCAGUGCCUGUGCUUGUUGCUACAAAAGCAAAACCAAAUCAGGACCCUGAAAGCCCACUCAACAGAGAAUUCUUUAAAAGCUUCUUAGAGAUCCUAAACAACCCUCAACAAAAAGGGAGAUUCAAUUUCACAACACAAUUUCCCUUUUACAAGGAAGAGACAUAUAAACCAGAAUUUGGAACUAGAAAACUGGGUAAACCUGUUGUCUUUGACAUGGAUAUGAGUGCUGGAGACUUUGUAGCUCUGUUCUUCCUCCUCAAAGUACCUGUUGAAGUGAUUAAUCUCAAGGCAAUAAUGGUCAGCCCAACUGGGUGGGCAGAUGCUGCUACAAUAGAUGUCAUUUAUGACUUACUGCAUAUGAUGGGCCGGGAUGACAUUCCAGUAGGUCUGGGAGAUGUAUUUGCUAUGAACCAGUCUGAUCCAGUUUUCUCUGCUGUUGGAGACUGCAAAUACCUUAAGGCCAUCCCUCAUGGGAAUGGUGGAUUAUUGGACUCGGACACUCUCUAUGGCCUUGCCCGGGAUUUUCCCCGAAGCCCAAGAAGGUAUACAGCAGAAAAUUCUGUAAAUUACGGAGCCCCUCGGGAUACAGAUCACCAUGAACUCAGACAACCACUAGCAUUGGAAAUUUGGGAGUCUCUGGUGAAAAGACUGGAUCCAGGAUCUAAGAUUACCAUAUUGACCAAUGGACCCUUGACUACUUUAGCAAAGAUUAUUUUGUUGGAGCAGAACACUACCUCUGUAAUUCAGGAUGUAUAUAUAGUUGGAGGCCAUAUCAGCAGCAAUGACAAGGACAAAGGAAAUGUGUUUACAAUCCCUUCCAAUGAAUAUGCAGAGUUCAAUAUGUUUCUUGACCCUUUUGCUGCAAACACAGUUUUUGGUUCCUCACUUAACAUCACACUCAUUCCACUAAGCAUCCAGCAAAAAGUUAGUUCAUUUUCGAAAAUCUUAGAAGGGCUGCGCCAGAGAAAGAAGACGCCCGAGGCUCAUUUUGCCAGGCGGGUGCUGUCAAGGCUCUACCGUUUGCAGCAAUUGCACCAUAGAUAUCAUCACAUGCAAACUUUCUUGGGGGAAAUACUUGGUGCAGUUCUCAUAGCUGGUGAUUCCCAUCUGAACCAAACCUUCCAAGUCAAGCCUAUCAAAGUUCAUGCUGAAGGUGUUGAAUCAAAAGAUGGGCAACUUUUGAUUGAUGAAAAGCAAGGGAAACUAGUAAGAGUAUUGGACAGUGUAAAUCCUAAAGCCUAUUAUGAUCUUUUUGCAGAAAGGCUUAGUGAUUCAGUUCAAUCUGCUGUAUUAGUAAUUUUGAAGAGCAAGUAA